Molecule: messenger RNA, 2093 nt
Organism: Linum trigynum
Lineage: Eukaryota; Viridiplantae; Streptophyta; Magnoliopsida; Malpighiales; Linaceae
Source: the annotation of a GenBank genome assembly
CGGCUUGUUGGGCAAUUGCUCUAUCUCACUGUCACUCGUCCGGAUAUUCAGUAUGCAGUUAAUAUCCUCAGUCAGACUGUCAUGCUCCCACACAGGUGCAUGUUAACAUAGUCGUUCAUGUUUUGAGAAAAUUGAAGCAAUCUCUUGGUCCUGGUCUCUUCUUCCCAUCUGGUUCCUCGUUGAUUCUCACAGGUUAUUGCGAUGCUGACUGAAAAGGUUGCCCACUCACUCGCCGGUCCACUACCGGGUAUUUUAUUUGUCAUCGUGGCGCCCUAUUUUCUUGGCGCACUAAGAAACAGUCUGUUGUUGCUUGCUCAUCUGCAGAGGCUGAAUAUCGGGCAAUGUCUACCACUGUUAGUGAGUUAGUCUCGCUUCGCUGGUUACUUGUAAAACUUGGGUUUCCUAUGUUUUCCGCGACACCCCUUUACUGUGACAAUCAAGCUGCGUUACAUAUUCUGGCCAAUCGUGGUUUCUACGAGCAGAAUAAGCAUGUGGAAAUGGAUUGUUACUUUGUCCAGGAAAGGGUGCUCGCCAAUCACAUUGCUCCUCGCAAGAUCGCCACUACCCAUCAACCGGCUGAUAUCUUCACCAAAGGCAUCAACAUUGCCUAGUUUCAACCAAAGUAGUCAAAAUUGCGCUUUAAAACUUCAAAUCUUACGUUUUUACCCUUUUAGGCCACCAAAACGCUUCUACAUAGAAUCACUCUUUCUCCUUACAGUUGUAGUCAAAAUAUACACUUUAAAACUUAAAAGCUUGGUUUUACGCUUUCAGCUCACCAAAGCGCUUCUAGAUAGAAUCACACUUUUAAUUGCAUUACUUAUAUGAUAAUCCCCGUGCGUUAGACGGCCGAGAUCACACUCAAUAUCGAAUUUGCGAGAGGCCUGGGCUUAGAAUAGAUAUUGGCGCGGUGCUGCCACAUACCCGCCUUGUAGAGAAUCCCAGCAAACUCAAGGCGAUACCUUGAUCCAUCGAGACCAGCAACCAAGUCAUAAUAAUGGCAUUAGACGCCCCAGUCUUCCUUGACUUCGUUCAUAGCGUCCGCAGCAAGUUCCGGAGCCGAACCAUCGAGAAAAGACAAUAAUCAACGACCUUGAAGAUGAAGCUUGAACUGAAAAGCUCAAAGAUCAUAGUUCUAACCCAUGAAGCGUUUGGAAAUCGUGUCACCCUUAGAGUUCUCCAUAGCGAUGCAAGAAACAAAAGAGACAAGCCCUGAAGCCGACGAGAAAACCGAGGAGAGCGACACCAAUCAAGAACACGAAGUCGACAAGAGGUAGCCGAAAACCCCAAAUCGCAGACACAAGCACGGACGAAAAACUUAGAGUAGGAAAACGCGAUGCUCUAAUACCAUGCCAAUUAUACGAUCAAUCAAGCAAGAACGCAAACACGAGACACGCAAUUUACGUGGUUUCCUUUACUAUGAUAGUUGAGACUAGUCCACGACACAAGGCAGAGUUCACGUUUAUUACCCACGUAUGUGACUCGACUCUACUGUCACUCCAGGAAUUGGCCAAGUGAAACCACUUCCUAAAGCGUAGUAUAGCGGGUUUGGGUUUAAUUAUCAACCCGGGUCCUAGAUUUGCUGACUACUCAGUGAGUUCUUGUUAUCUAUCAAUAAAACUGGAGUGCAAGUCUAAACUACCAAACAAACAAAGCAAGUAAACUGGUUGUAUUCAGGUUAAGAGAGGUCACCCGGAUAUGGUUCCCCCUAGACUGCAGUUAAGCCGGAUUGUAAUUACCAAGUUCAGUUUCUAUGACAGUUAUACUGCGGAAGGUUCUUAAACAGCCUGAAGUCUCGACUAAAGGUCUUCAGACCCUCUCAAUCUGACUCUCUAGCGGGCGACUAACCUCCACCGGAGUCGACAGAUUGAGGCCCUAAGAACAAAACCUCCUCUACCGGAGUAAAUCCGGUACAGAAUAGUGAGUUGGUUCCUCGACUAAAGUCACCAACUCCCUACCUUCAAUCAAGGAUACUCUAUUAACCUAGGCAGAUAUUCUCAUUCUAGGUUAAAGCAGAAACAACAGGAAUUUGAUCAGAAUUCAAGUCAUUCAAUCAUUCAAACCUCGAUCGAAUAUAAUCAAAUCAUAGAAUCAGU